GAAAGGGAGAACCUGUGCGAUGCCGAGGAGCGGUGCGAAGGUUUGAUAAAGAGCAAGAUCCACCUGGAGGCCAAAGUCAAAGAGUUCUCCGAGAGGAUGGAGGAAGAGGAGGACAUCAACGCAGAAAUCACUGUGAAGAGGAGGAAGCUGGAGGACGAAUGCACUGAGCUCAAGAGAGACAUUGAUGACCUGGAGCUCACCAUCGCUAAAGUGGAGAAGGAGAAAUAUGCCACGGAAAAUAAGGUAAAAAACUUGGUAGAGGAGCUCAGUAGUCUUGAGGAAAAACAGCUGGAGUCUACAAAGGCGGUCAAAGCUCUGCAGGAGGUGCACCAGCAGACAUUAGACGACCUCCAGGCCGAGGAGGACAAAGUGAACACUCUGAUGAAGAACAAAAUCAAGCUGGAGCAACAGGUUGAUGACCUGGAGGGCUCGCUGGAGCAGGAGAAGAAGGUGAGUGCAGACUUGGAGAGAUUCAGGAGAAAACUGGAGGGGGAUCUGAAGCUGUCCCAAGAAACCACCAUGGACCUGGAGAAUGAAAGGCAGCAAACUGAGGAGAGACUGAAAAA
This is a messenger RNA of Notothenia coriiceps (black rockcod), 566 nucleotides long. Its product is annotated as myosin-6-like. Gene Ontology annotation, cellular component: cytoplasm; myosin II complex; myosin filament. The transcript is spliced from 3 exons. Gene Ontology annotation, molecular function: actin filament binding; microfilament motor activity. NCBI's taxonomy places the organism in Eukaryota, Metazoa, Chordata, Actinopteri, Perciformes, Nototheniidae. The annotation marks the transcript as partial. The record is from RefSeq and is a predicted model, not a curated record.